AUGAGAAGGAGAAGACCAGAACCACCCCCGGUGGAGCAAGAAGAACUAUCGGGUAAUGAGUCGGAGGUCGAUCCCCUUGAGCCUCAGUCUCACCAUCUGCCUCAGCCUCAGUCGGAGCCUCAGCCAGCACAAUCCAACAAGACAACAGAUAAAAGUGAAGGACCGCUUCAUCUUAAUGGAAAAGAAAAGCGAGAGAAGAGAGGGGAGAGAAAAAAAGCCUUGUGUCCUGAGCCUGUGCCUGUGCCUCUGCUGGAGCCGGAGCCAGGGGCAGACGCAGCAUUACCGAUGCUGGAGCCAGAGCCAGAGGCAGUACAGCCUGAACGGGAGUCAGGGGCAGAGGCAACAUCGCCGGAGGAGGCAGCGGCGACGGAGAUAGAGUAG
Messenger RNA from Corylus avellana, 381 nucleotides. The record is from RefSeq and is a predicted model, not a curated record. Lineage: Eukaryota; Viridiplantae; Streptophyta; Magnoliopsida; Fagales; Betulaceae.